AUGACUGUCGAAAACAGAGGAGAGGGGAGAAACCACUCUUCGUCGCAUGGUGAAUACGUCGAAAAUGAUGCGCGACGUUCAUCGAGGGUUGAAAAUGAACUGGUGCGCUCUGCAUCCAAAGUUUCGAUCGCAGAGUCCUUCUCCAUCGGCCAUGAAAUCAUCUUUGUCUCUCUUAUCUGCAUGGCCCAGUUCACGACCCAGGCUGCUCUGGGUAACUGCCUGAACAUUAUCCAUGCUAUCGGCGAUACCUUUGACAUAGUCAAUACCGGAGAACUGGCCUGGCUCAUCGCCGGCUACAGUUUGACGGUCGGAACUUUUAUCCUGAUAUUUGGCCGCUUCGGCGAUGUCUUCGGAUAUAAGAGGAUGCUCAUCAUUGGAUAUUCAUGGUUUUCCAUCUGGACCAUGGUUGCCGGCGUCGCCUCUUACUCGAACAAGGUCCUGUUCAUAUUUGCCCGCGUCUUUCAGGGUAUCGGGCCUGCCAUCCUGCUACCAAAUGCCCUUGCCAUUCUCGGUGCGACAUACGCGCCCGGCCGACGGAAAGCCAUGGUGUUCUCUCUCUUUGGCGCCUGUGCUCCGAGCGGCGCCACGGUAGGCGCCUUGUUUGCUGGCCUCUUCGUCUACGGAGACCCGAACUGGUGGAGCUGGACGUUCUAUUCCUUCGCCAUCGCUCUCGCCUGCAUGGCCGUCCUCACCGUGUUCGUCGUCCCCGAAUUACACAGCGGGACGCCCGUGGCCGGUAUGACACUAAAGCAGAUCAUCUCUGAGCUGGAUCCGCUGGGAGGCCUGACCGGUGUACUCUCUCUCGUCCUCAUUAAUUUUGCCUGGAACCAAGCAUCCGUCGUCGGAUGGAACGUGCCGUACGUCUACGUUCUGUUGAUAAUAGGCCUCGCCGUGGCCCCCGUGUUCUUCUACAUCGAGCUGAAGGUAUCCAGCCGCCCGCUGAUCCCUUUCCACGCACUCUCUGUCGACGUAUUAUUUGUUCUUGGAUGUAUCACUUGCGGGUGGUCUUGCUUUGGUAUUUGGAUAUUUUACAUCUGGCAAUUCUUCCAGCAGCUCCGCGGGUCCUCGCCGCUUCUAACGGCUGCGUGGAUAUCCCCCUGUGCGGUUUCAGGGGCGCUAGCCUCGCUCACUACGGGCUGGAUACUGCACAGGGUUGGAGCAGGACUUGUCAUGGUCUUGGCCUUGUCCUGCUUCACUGCUGGGACUGCCUUGAUAAUGACUGCUCCCGUCGGACAGAUCUACUGGCUCCAGUCCUUCUUCUGCGUUGUGAUUAUUCCCUGGGGCAUGGACAUGUCCUUCCCUGCUGCUACAUUGAUCCUGUCAAACGCGACCAGCCGGAAGGAACAGGGCAUCUCGGCCAGCCUCGUCACCACCGUGGUGAAUUACAGUAUUAGUCUGGGCCUGGGUUUCGCUGGCACUGUCGAGGCCUACAUCAACCCGGGAGGUACAUCUCCUGCCGCUCUCCUGAAAGGAUUCAGGUCAGCUUGGUAUAUGGGUAUCGGACUUUCAGGACUGGGCAUAGCGAUCAGUAUGGCCUUCCUAGCGAGAGACCUAACAAGGAAGAGACCCACAAGGAAAAUAGAUGGAUAA
This is a messenger RNA of Geosmithia morbida, 1590 nucleotides long. Its product is annotated as Major Facilitator Superfamily. Bases 1 to 1590 code for a protein of 529 amino acids. Gene Ontology annotation, biological process: transmembrane transport. Gene Ontology annotation, cellular component: membrane. NCBI's taxonomy places the organism in Eukaryota, Fungi, Ascomycota, Sordariomycetes, Hypocreales, Bionectriaceae. Gene Ontology annotation, molecular function: transmembrane transporter activity. The record is from RefSeq and is a predicted model, not a curated record. The transcript is spliced from 2 exons.